Aspergillus fischeri NRRL 181 is the source of this 1104-nucleotide messenger RNA. RefSeq lists its product as uncharacterized. The record is from RefSeq and is a predicted model, not a curated record. NCBI's taxonomy places the organism in Eukaryota, Fungi, Ascomycota, Eurotiomycetes, Eurotiales, Aspergillaceae. Bases 1 to 1104 code for a protein of 367 amino acids. The transcript has 2 exons.
AUGUUGUGGCUUUCUUUCUCCGAUCAGAAUUCUGUCUCAAACUACUUUGUGAUUCCGACAUCAAGCAAGUCUUCCUUGCUGAGUUUUGCCUCUGAACCGACCACCCCGGCCGCCUCUGCCACGCCCAAGAGGCGAUCCAUUGAUCAUGGCGUCACAGUGAUAUUGCCUCACACCAACAACCAUCGCCAAAUAGCGCCCUUUUCUCGGGGGCACACUCGUCCGGCGCCGGCUCGACGGCGAAAUAGUUCGAUUUCUUCAACCGGGCGCCCCGACGGCGACCACGCCCGGCCCGUCCGCAAGGAAGAGCUGCGCAGGAACGGAGUUACUACUCCUCCAUCUGCUCUCCUGACUCUCCUCAGCGGAGACGAAGGCCGGGACUUCGAAGGCGUGGGCGGCUGGCGCUGCCCACCAUCCGCAAGGUCGCAGGGCCAUGUUUCCAGAUCCGCAUCGUCCUCCUCAAAGGACAGCUUAAGCGACGAGGCAGAUGAGCGGGCCUGGCUCUCCAUCAAUGAUCGUCUAGAGCUCCCCUCACAGCCCUUUCCUCUGCGGAACCACCCCGAAACAGCAGACAUUCUGCCCUGGAGACACAGCCAGGCCGCCUCUCGUAGUCCCGAUGGCCGCAGGCAGCGCCAUCACCACCGAUCAGCAACCACGUCCCUGAUCCCCAGUCAAACUCGCCGAGCUCCUACUUCUCCGUCAGUAUCUCGGUCAAACAGGUCAGAGUUCCAUUUACCUGCCGGCUCUGGGGCCCGCUCCCGAGGUCUCUCUCCGCAGCCACAGUCUCAGGACGCAUCGUCUCUUUCGACAUAUUCUGAUUUCUUCCGUGCCAUGGCCACUGCGCCACAGACACAUUCUCAAAUGCACCUAUCAAGUUCAUCUGAGGCCCCGGGGGGUUACUUUGCUUUUCGCCCGGGCAAUGGAGCGAAUAGCAGCGGGAGUGCAGUCUCAACGGGCACCACCACGCCAGUCGAGGAUCGAUCCAGCACAACGCUCCGUAAUAUGGGAAGAUUCAUGGCUCAUUAUCCUACAGGCGUGAGAUAUCGUAGACGAAGUGUAUCGGGGGCCAAUCUUGGAUCGCAAUUACCCAGUCCUUCUUUGAGUUGA